CUUAGCUUGACCAUUAUGUACCACUCCGCCCGCCUUGGCUGCCAGCGCCUCUUAUUUCAACCCUCUUAUUUCAACCACUGCAAUUGCAAGCCCCGGCCUGUCAGAUGCUGUCCUUGCAUCACCCUUUCUUCCCGCGUUUGAUCGAGAGCACGCGACCACCUCCGCAACCGACCACCUAAGCAUCAAUCUCCUGGUCCGCGGGCCGCCCACAACCGCCGCCCACAACCGCCGCCUGCUAUGCCUCCUCGUCCGCGCCGUUUCCGCUUCUUGGCGGUCUUCGCCGUCAUCACCCUCCUCGCCCUCUACCACUUUUCCGGCUCCGGCAGCGACCUCGGCUCGAAAUGGAGGGGCAGCUCGCUGACCGGCAGCGGAGCGUCCGACGACAAGAUUGACGUCCUCGUGCCGCCGCCCCAGGGCCCCAUCUCCAAGGAAGACAAGCAUCCCGAUGUUGUUGUGCCGGCCGCCGAGAAGACUCAGGACAAGCUCGAGCUGCCCUCAAUUACCGAGCCCACCAAGCCCGCGCAGAAAACCGCUCCGGCCUCGCUAGAGACUGCUGCGGCUCCCGGGAAGGGCAAGCCAUCAUCUCCUGACCACACCGUUGAAAGCGACUCGGAAGAGCAGGAGACUCUCGUGCCAGAAGAGCAUGACGAAGGCCGCAAGGAGGUCUUUGUCCACGAAGAAGCGGAUCCAAUCCACUGGAAGAAGCUGGAGGAGCAUUUCCCGGUGACGUCGACGAUACAAUUGCCCACGGGCUCGCCUAAGCCGGUGCCGAAGGUCCAGCACACUUUUGCCAAGGAAACACCUGAGCAGAAGAAGGAGCGCAUUGAGAAACUGGCUGCCAUCAAGGAGGCGUUCACUUUCUCGUGGCAGGGCUACAAGGACUACGCGUGGAUGAAGGAUGAGCUCUCGCCAGUGUCAAAUGGAAGCCGCAACCCAUUUGCUGGAUGGGGCGCCACGCUCGUCGACGCGCUGGACACGUUACACAUAAUGGGACUUGAGGAUGAAUUCGCGGAGGCGGUUAAAGCGGUGGGAGAGAUUGAUUUCACCACCACUUUCCGCAAGGAUAUUCCGCUGUUUGAGACGACCAUCAGGUAUUUGGGUGGUCUUCUCUCGGCUUACGACCUCAGCGAGGGAAAACACAAGGUUUUGCUGGACAAGGCCGUGGAGUUGGCAGAGAUCCUGAUGGGUGCUUUUGAUACACCCAACCGCAUGCCCGUUACGUAUUACCAUUGGAUGCCCACUUAUGCUUCGCAGCCUCAUCGAGCUGGAAACCGCGCCGUUCUUGCGGAAAUUGGCUCUUUGUCGAUGGAGUUUACGCGCCUCGCUCAGCUCACGAAGGAGCCCAAGUACUACGACGCUAUUGCACGCAUUACUGAUGCUUUUUACGAAUGGCAAGAUAAGACUCGCAUACCCGGCAUGUGGCCUGUUUACGUCGACGCCUCUGGUUGCCACAGGCAGAGCCGCGAUAGGCCAGCGCCUCCUGCGAACCCUGACAGACGUGUGUCGGAGGCGGCAGAGGCCAAGGCCGCAGGGGCUAAGGCAGCAGAGGAUAAGGCGGCAGAAGACAAGGCGGGGGAUGUCAAACUCUCGUCAACUAAAAAUGAGGAGAGUGCUGUUGUCACUGAUGGAAAAACGAAUGACAAAGUGAAGCCCGACCCUCAACGAUUCGACGUUAAGAACCCGGUUCCUGAUGAUGAUCAUGAUUUGCUGGGUAACUCGCUCUGGAAGCGACAAUUGGAUGAUGCGCUUUCUCUGGGCAAGGCGGCAGCUAUCUCGGACAAGGAUACCAAGAUGGCCCAGCACGCUUCGGCCCCUGAAAUCACGAAGCAAAACAUUAAGGCGGCGGCGGCAGCCGUCUCCGAGGAUCCCGAUUGCAUCCCGCAAGGCCUUACGUCUGUCUCUGCUACUGGCAGAGAGCAGUUCACGCUCGGCGGCAUGUCGGACUCCAUGUACGAGUAUUUCCCGAAGGAGUACCUUCUUCUCGGCGGUUUGGUUAAGGAAUACCAGGCCAUGUACGAAAAGUCCAUGGUCCCCGUACGCAACAAGUUGCUGUACAAGCCCAUGCUUCCGCCCGGAUCUCCCGAAGUGCUCUUCUCCGGAACCCUUGGUGUCAGCAUCCCCAACGUCGAAGGCAACAUGGGCGAGAUCCUGACGCCAGAGGGUGCCCAUCUCACCUGUUUCGCCGGUGGAAUGUUCGCGCUGGGUGCCAAGAUCUUCGGCAUCGAGUCCGACAUGGAGAUCGCGGAGCAACUGACUGAGGGCUGCGUCUGGGCCUACAAUGUCACGAACACGGGCAUCAUGCCCGAGUCCUUCCUGCUCGUGCCCUGCGACGACAUCAAGGGCUGCGAGUGGAACCAGACGCGGUACAACGAGGAGCUGGACCCUAGCCGGGAGGCGCGCAAGACGCACUACGAGCGGCAGAUGUCGCGGUACAGCAGCCAGGUAUCGGAAGCGCGGGCCAAGGCGACGGAAGCACCGGCGGAAGCGGCGACAACAGUGGCGGACAACGAAGCCGUCCCCACGGACGAGGUCAAGGUCGCCCAGGGCGUCAUCAAGCGCCAGCUCGGCGACGUCUCGCGCGACGAGGCGUACAAGAAGGCGAACGCGGACGCGCUGGCGGCCAAGGCCAAGGAGAUGGCGGGCAAGAAGCCAGCGGCGGGUGCGGAGGCCGCGGAGAAGGAGAAGCCGACUAAGACAGUUGAGACCGGGGCGCAGGAAGCGGAGGAGGAGGACCCCGAUAAGAAGGACCCGGUCAUCGCGCAUAUUUAUAAGCCGCAGAAGCCGCUGUCGCAUGAGGCGUAUGUUAAGAAUAGGAUUGAGAACGAGCGCCUGCCGUCGGGCGUCAAGGCCGUCACGAGCAGGGGUUAUAUUCUUCGCCCCGAAGCCAUCGAGUCAGUCUGGUACAUGUACCGGAUCAGCGGCUCAGCGCACUGGCGCGAAGUCGGGUGGGCGAUGUUCGAGGCCGUGCAGAAGCACUGCCGGGCCGCGUACGGCUAUUCGGCGAUCGACGACGUGACGCGGCUGGAGCCGGUGUCCAAGGACGAGAUGGAGAGUUUCUGGCUCGCCGAGACGCUCAAGUACUUUUACUUGCUGUUUGCGGACGAGGAGCUGGUGAGCUUGGAUGAUUGGGUCCUUAAUACUGAGGCGCAUCCUUUUAGACGACCGGAUGCGGGCGAGUAAGCAGUGGAGGGGGAGAGGGAGUCAUGAUUGAUGAGAGUUUUUUGAAAGUUGGUGAUGAUGGGUUGGUUGGGGUUAUUUUUUCUUUUGGUUUGGUCUGGUAUUUUUUGCGGGUUUGAGAAUAAGAAUUACGUUUACAUGCUUUUUUGAUGGGGUGAGGGAGUGUGCUGUUGUGAGGUGUGUUUGUAAGAAGAGGCGAGACCUAUGGACUUUCGGUUCUGCUUCUUUUGGCGUCUGGCUACUUCGCGAGUGUCUGUCCUCGUGGCAAUUCGAUGAUCGGUUAAUUUAUGCGCGUUAUCGUGCUAUGUGAGGGUCUGUCUUGCAUUAUUUGUAUACUAACUAACGCGCUUCAGACUACCUAAGGUGCUGAAUGUUGAUACAGACGUGAGCUC
This is a messenger RNA of Aplosporella prunicola CBS 121167, 3569 nucleotides long. RefSeq names its product glycoside hydrolase family 47 protein. Gene Ontology annotation, molecular function: mannosyl-oligosaccharide 1,2-alpha-mannosidase activity; calcium ion binding. Lineage: Eukaryota; Fungi; Ascomycota; Dothideomycetes; Botryosphaeriales; Aplosporellaceae. The coding region runs from base 238 to 3180 and encodes 980 amino acids. The transcript is spliced from 3 exons. Gene Ontology annotation, biological process: carbohydrate metabolic process; N-glycan processing. Gene Ontology annotation, cellular component: Golgi membrane; endoplasmic reticulum. The record is from RefSeq and is a predicted model, not a curated record.